This is a messenger RNA of Archocentrus centrarchus (flier cichlid), 3315 nucleotides long. Its product is annotated as ATP-dependent 6-phosphofructokinase, platelet type. Gene Ontology annotation, cellular component: cytoplasm; 6-phosphofructokinase complex; membrane. The coding region runs from base 102 to 2483 and encodes 793 amino acids. The transcript has 22 exons. Gene Ontology annotation, biological process: fructose 6-phosphate metabolic process; canonical glycolysis; fructose 1,6-bisphosphate metabolic process. The record is from RefSeq and is a predicted model, not a curated record. Lineage: Eukaryota; Metazoa; Chordata; Actinopteri; Cichliformes; Cichlidae. Gene Ontology annotation, molecular function: monosaccharide binding; AMP binding; fructose-6-phosphate binding.
GUCACAGCUAUUGACAGUAUUACUGGUCGCCGCGGGCCGGCUCGUCGAAGUGUAAAUUUGACAUUUUUACUCAGCAGGUGACAGGGACCCAGGAGGCAGACAUGGCUGGCGCAACAGCACCGAAGCGACAGGACACCCGGAAAUUUUUUGAAAAUCUCUCCGGGGCCGGUAAAUCCAUCGCAGUGCUGACCAGCGGCGGGGAUGCCCAAGGUAUGAAUGCAGCUGUCCGGGCUGUCGUCCGGAUGGGCAUCUACGUGGGAGCAAAGGUCUACUUCAUCCAUGAGGGUUACCAGGGGAUGGUGGACGGUGGAGACAACAUCAAAGAGGCAAAGUGGGAAAGUGUCUCCAGCAUGCUGCAAGUGGGUGGAACUGUCAUCGGCAGCGCCCGCUGUAAAGAUUUUCGUACCCACGAAGGCCGCUUGAAAGCCGCACACAACCUUGUGCAGCGCGACAUCACCAACCUGUGUGUGAUUGGUGGAGACGGAAGCCUGACUGGAGCCAACCUGUUCAGGGAGGAGUGGAGCAGCCUGUUGGAUGAGCUCCUGCAGCAAGGUUUGAUUGAUGAGGAGGCCGCCCAGAGAAACUCAGAGCUCCACAUUGUCGGUAUGGUUGGCUCCAUCGACAACGACUUCUGCGGCACUGACAUGACCAUCGGCACCGACUCGGCCCUGCAUCGGAUCAUUGAGGUGGUGGACGCCAUCAUGACCACUGCCCAGAGCCACCAGAGGACGUUUGUUCUGGAGGUCAUGGGUAGGCACUGCGGAUACCUGGCCCUGGUCAGCGCCCUGGCAUGUGGAGCAGACUGGGUUUUUAUCCCAGAAAUGCCCCCCGAAGAUGGAUGGGAGGACAACAUGUGUCAAAAACUGUCUGAGAAUCGUGCUGAUAAGAAAAGGCUGAACAUUAUUAUUGUAGCUGAGGGUGCCAUAGAUCGCCACAACAAACAAAUAACCCCCGAUUAUAUCAAGGAUCUGGUAGUGCGCUGCCUGGGUUUCGACACCAGGGUUACAAUCUUGGGCCAUGUGCAGAGAGGUGGAACACCCUCUGCCUUUGACAGGAUCCUGGCGAGUCGCAUGGGGGUGGAGGCAGUGCUGGCAUUACUGGAGGCAUCUGCCAACACCCCGGCCUGCGUCGUGUCUCUGGUUGGCAACCAGGCCGUUCGACUACCACUUAUGGAGUGUGUUCAGAUGACUCAAGAAGUACAGAAAGCCAUGGAUGAGAAAAAAUUUGAAGAGGCGGUCAGACUGCGUGGCAGGAGCUUUGAAAACAAUCUGAGUACCUACCGACUCCUCUCCUGCCGCAAGGCAGAUUCUGAACUUCCAAAUAGCUCUUUUAAUGUGGCAGUAAUGAACGUUGGUGCUCCGGCAGCAGGUAUGAAUGCUGCUGUUCGCUCUGCUGUCAGAGUGGGGAUCACUGAGGGCCACAAAAUGUUUGCCGUAAAUGAUGGCUUUGAGGGAUUCUACAAAGGACAGAUUAAGGAGAUCAAAUGGGGAGAUGUUGGUGGUUGGACUGGCCAGGGUGGGUCGCUGCUGGGGACAAAAAGAACUCUUCCAGGAAAACAUCUGGAUAAGAUCGCCGAGCAGAUGAGGAUUCAUAACAUCAAUGCUUUGCUCGUGAUUGGAGGAUUUGAGGCCUUUGAGUCCAUUCUGCAGCUGUAUGAGGCCCGGGCUGACUACGAGGAGUUUUGCAUCCCGAUGUGCAUAUUGCCUGCUACCAUUAGUAACAAUGUUCCUGGCACUGACCUCAGUAUUGGAGCCGAUACAUCCCUCAACGCCAUUGUGGAGACGUGUGACCGCAUCAAACAGUCUGCUAGCGGCACCAAGCGGCGAGUUUUCAUCAUCGAGACGAUGGGGGGCUACUGUGGUUACCUGGCCACUGUGGGUGGUCUGGCUGCAGGCGCUGACACUGUCUACAUCUACGAGGAGCCAUUUGACAUCCGGGACCUUCAGGCUAACGUGGAGCAUCUGACGGAGAAGAUGAAGACGAGCAUCCAGAGAGGACUGGUGCUCAGAAAUGAGAACUGCAAUGAGAACUUCACCACUGACUUCAUCUACCAGCUUUACUCCGAGGAAGGACGAGGAGUGUUCGACUGUAGGAAGAACAUCCUCGGUCACAUGCAGCAGGGAGGAGCUCCAUCUCCCUUUGAUAGAAACUUUGGCACCAAAGUUGCAGCUAAAGCCAUCCAGUGGAUCACACGGACUCUCAAGGAGUCCUACAAGGGAGGGAGAGUGUUUGCUAACUCGGAGGAGACUGCCUGCCUGCUGGGGAUGCGUCGCAGAGCUAUGGUCUUUCAGCCUGUGGCGCAGCUCCGGGACGAGACUGACUUUGUCCACAGAAUCCCUAAGGAGCAGUGGUGGCUGAAGCUCCGCCCUCUAAUGAAAAUCCUGGCCAAGUACAAGACGAGCUAUGACGUGUCUGACUCCGGCCAGCUGGAACACGUGUCACGGAUCCGACCCAAAGACAGCAACACCUCGACGGCCAUCUGACCUGCCUCACUCCCACAAGCAGGCAGGUUCACUCCAACAGGACGACAGCUUCACAAACAGUGACGGCACUCACGGGUCAGCUGCUGACUGCAAAUAUAUUAAGGUAGAUUAUAAAAGAUAGGUUAUUUUAAAAAGAUCUAUUGAGUGGUCACAGCACUUUUCAGAGGGGAUUCUAUAUUUCGGGUCAUGGCAUUUGAGAUUUUAGUUAGUAUGAACUUCCCACAGCACUACUAUUUUAUUUUCUAGAUCCCUAAAGGUAUUAUGAACAUACAGACAUUAUAUAUGAAACUGUCUUCAUUAUGUACUGUAUAAGUAUUUAGAUUUUUUCCCAAAAAGAGUAGCUAAAUCUAAUUUUAUUACCCAGCUGAGCGAAUUUUGUGUUGUGUAAACACAGCUUGGCUGAAAUCCAGCUUUUGUCACCUUUACUUUGUACUGCACUUUGAGCCCCAUAUUUAAUAAGAUCCCCUAAAGCUGCUUAUUAAGAGAGAAUAUAUAGGAUCACAUGCUUUCUGUGUCACACCUCAAAGUGUCGGCCAGGCUGAUUGUAAAAUGCUGAAAACUUGAAGGAAUUUACAGGAUGUUUCUCUCGCUUUAGAACGAGCUGGUUGUGUGUCCUGUCACCUGCUAAUUAUACGUGUUUUGUGUUGUUGCCUUUGGUCUUUGUAUCCACCCUGGGCUUUGUGUCUGGCAUCUUGUAGUGAUUAUUUGUGAGUAGGGUCCAAAUGGCUGUUGCUGUAGCUCAACAGUGAAGCGGAGACUACACAACAUUUAUGUGUCGGCAGCGUGAUGUGUUCUUUCACAGAGUAAUAAAGCAUUUAUUGUGUGGAAACCA